UAGUUUAAAAUAAUAAUGCGGUUAAUUAGAUAAACUUAAUAAUUAUUUAGGAGCUUGUAUUCGCACCAGUCGGAGGAAAACUAUGGGUGCGUCACGUGGUUUCACCUUGGUAUUGCAAUUUGUGUUUAUAUUGCUGACGACAAAUUCAAAUGCGAGAGCGGAUCGGUGUGAUGAAUUUGGAAUCUGUGACCACGUUGACAACUACCCUAAGGAGAUAGUACAAGGACUAAUUCAUGAGGUACGAGCACAGAAAACAUAUGUACAACUCAAAAGCAAAAACACUCCGGUCAGUUACGACGUAGAAGACGUACGUAUAAGCAGUAGAUUCGACGACUUCAGAGGAGAGCUCUGUGUAUCCAGAAAUGAGGUAGUAGCUCCAGAAAAAGCGAGGGACACCAAUGGAAUAGAUCGUAUUAUUUUAAAUGACAAGAAUGACCCUUUGCAAAAAUUUUACAUUGGAACUUGCAUCACUACAAACUCAGGCUGUCACAAAGCACUGGAGUUCCUGCCGAAUUACAAAGGCGUCUGUGUCCAGAAGACCGCAUUGCGAGAGAUGUAUUACCUGAAUGAGAAAAAUCAAACUUCAAUAACAUAUUUUCCAGUACCCACUUGUUGUUCCUGUAUGUUACAACGUUAUAAUUAAUCAAAAAAAAAAAAAAUCAAAAAAACAUUUAUUUCAAGUAGGCUCAGUUUACAAGCACUUUUGACACGUCAGUUGACUAUUUGUAAAGAUUCUACCACCGGUUCGGAAGGCAGGUCCUGCUGAGAAGAUACCGGCAAGAAACUCAACAGUUGCUCUUUUGAAUAAGCGACAAUAUGACCCUAUUGGUACAGCUAGAGUCAACACCUAGAUAUCAUGGGUUCGAACUUUGAUACCCGCCACAACACUGUCACUAUUCACUCCUAACACAACUUUCUGUAUACAGUCCUUUUUAUGAAAGAAGUCCCCCAGACGCGGCGCUAAUGUCUUAGGGUUCAUUUACACGAGCGGCAACUGCUACCGAUGCCGACGACCGCAGUCGACUGCAGUCAUCGACGUCUUGGUCUCGCAGUCAGCUAGUAAAAAUAAGUAAGUAAAAAUAGUAGAAGCUGCCUCUCGUGUAAAUUAACACUUAAUGGUAUGCUUAAUGGCGCUCAUUGUCAUUAGAAAAUGGCGGUUUUAUUGACGUAAAUGUAAGGCGUUGUCAAUAUUAGUUCAGGCUUAUCCGCGGGACUUCUUUCAUUAAAAGUGCUCUAGUUGGAGGCGUACAGGAAUAUUGGCCUUAAUUAAAAACACAUAACAUUCCUUUUGAAAUAAUUGUCAAUAAAAAUGUUUGAUUGCGA
Molecule: messenger RNA, 1323 nt
Organism: Bicyclus anynana (squinting bush brown)
Lineage: Eukaryota; Metazoa; Arthropoda; Insecta; Lepidoptera; Nymphalidae
Product: protein spaetzle
Exons: 6
Coding region: 83-643 (186 amino acids)
Biological process (GO): innate immune response; central nervous system formation; regulation of Toll signaling pathway
Cellular component (GO): extracellular region
Molecular function (GO): Toll binding; growth factor activity
Source: RefSeq, a predicted model, not a curated record